AUGUACGAAAUUCAAAAUGUGCCAGGAAAGGGGAAGGGUCUCAUUGCUACUCAAGCCAUUCCAAAAGGCACCCGCAUCAUUUGCGAAAAGCCCAUCAUUACCCUACCUGAGCCCACGACAAUGAGCAGGGCGCAGCUCGCGACACUGAUCUGGAGGCAAGUUGGUGCCCUCAGCAAUCAUCACCAGCAGGGAUUUCUGGCCUUGCACGCCGCUCGUACCUUCGAAAAUGUUGUGCAAAAAUAUCUUGAAAUUGUUGAAACGAAUGCCUUGCCAGCUAAUGAUGGCGAGUAUGGUAUCUUCCUCCAAGCAUGUCGCAUCAACCAUGCUUGUGAUUACAAUGCCCUGAAUAACUGGAAUAAAAACAUUAAACAACACACAGUUCACGCCUUGAGAGACAUCGAGAAAGGGGAGGAGAUCACGAUAUAUUACAUAGGCCGCUACUGGAAUCGCGUAACCCGAAUUCGGACACUCCAGGAACGCUUUGGAUUCAUAUGCUCUUGCGGUCUAUGCUCUUUGCCACCAGAUCAAAGCCAAGGAAGCGAUAGGAGACUGGGCCAAAUUAAUCAAUUUGACGAUUUAAUUUGCAAAGGUGGUUUUCAGGGAUUUUUGUCUAACCCUCUCCAAAGUCUUCGCUACGUGGACCACCUGCUGCAAGUCUACAACGAGCAAGGUCUGAAUGGCCCGGGCUUGCCGACGGCCUAUGUUUGCGCCGCACAUAUUGCUAUCGCUCACAAUGACUUGGCAAGGGCUCAAAUCUUUGUUGGCCGAGCCCUAGAUGGAUGGAUAUGUCUCGAGGGCGAUGAUAGCGACAAGGUAAUUGAGCUCAAGGCUCUGGCACAUGAAGUAUCGCAAGAUGAGCUGCACGGGUUAUCGAUGAAGUGGAAAACAGCCGUGAACGACGUUCCCCAGGGCCUUGACCCAGCUGACUUGGAGGACUGGCUUUGGCGCAGAGAAAAGCCGAGACAACCAGGGCAGUUGGCUGAUCUUAGAGACCGGACAACUUUUCCUGCAUUUCGUGGCCUCCCACACGACGAGUCAUACCACUUUCACGAUCCCAACGAGCUGGCGGGCCAUUCGCGACGUAAUUGGUGCUUUUUGGCGGAAAUCCGGCAUGUAACCGCAUUGAUUCGUCUGCAUUUCGAGAUGAAAGAUGUUGAUGGAGAGACACUUCCAUUGUUUUUUCACACUGAUAGUCGGGGAAUGGAGCUGGAACGAGCACGGGUCAAAGAGGGAUUCACGGUGGCAAUUCUACAAGCGAAACAACACUCGUUUGCGUUUGACAGACCCGGAAUUCGCCACGAGCAACCUUCGCGGAUUAAAAUCUUCCCCGUAUCUCUUGACAACCUGAUGGCAUUGAGCGAUCGAAUCCAACAGUUCUCGGUGGAGGCCAACGGUACACGAAUGUGUCACGGCUGUGGGACGAAAGCGGCCUCUUUGAAACAGUGUGGCAAAUGCCACAUUUUUUGGUAUUGUGGACAGGACUGCCAAGUUGCUGGAUGGAACAAGAACGGACACAAGGCUGAUUGCAAACUUCUCAAGGAUGAGGACCUUCGGUCAUUGUUUACCACUGACUGGGACAAGUUCGAGAGUGGUAUCCAAUUUCCGCUCAGCAAGUAG
Messenger RNA from Metarhizium robertsii ARSEF 23, 1617 nucleotides. RefSeq names its product SET domain protein, sequence. The coding region runs from base 1 to 1617 and encodes 538 amino acids. Gene Ontology annotation, molecular function: protein binding. NCBI's taxonomy places the organism in Eukaryota, Fungi, Ascomycota, Sordariomycetes, Hypocreales, Clavicipitaceae. The transcript is spliced from 3 exons. The record is from RefSeq and is a predicted model, not a curated record.